AUGGGGUCAUUGAAGACUUCUGUCUUCAUCUUGAUCCUUCACCUUCUAGAAGGGGUCCUGAGCGAUUCUCUCAUUCAGCUGAACAACAACGGCUAUGAAGGCAUCAUCAUUGCAAUUGACCCCAAUGUGUCAGAGGAUGAAGCCCUCAUUCAACAAAUAAAGGACAUGGUGACUCAGGCAUCUCCAUACCUGUUUGAAGCAACAGGGAAAAGAUUUUACUUCAAAAGUGUGGCCAUUUUGAUUCCUGAAAACUGGACAACAAAACCUGACUACGUGAGGCCAAAACUCGAGACCUUCAAAAAUGCUGAUGUUCUGGUUGCUGAACGUAAUCCUCCAGAUAAUGACGAACCCUACACUGAGCAAGUAGGAAUGUGUGGAGAAAUGGGUGAAAGGAUUCAUUUGACUCCUGACUUCUUAGCAGGAAAGAAGUCGCUUGAAUAUGGACCACAAGGUAGGGCAUUUGUCCAUGAGUGGGCCCAUCUAAGAUGGGGAGUGUUUGAUGAAUACAAUAAUGACCAGAAAUUCUACUUAUCCAAUGGAAAACCCAAAGCAGUAAGAUGUUCAGCAGAUAUUAUUGGUGAUAACGUGGUAAAGAAGUGCCAGGGAGGCAGUUGUAUCACCAAAGCAUGCAGAAUCGACAAAUUAACAGGAACGUAUGAAAAGGAAUGUGAAUUCGUACCGGAAACACAACAGACUGAGAAGGCUUCCAUAAUGUUUGCACAAAGUAUUGAUUCUGUAGUCGAAUUCUGUACAGAACAAAACCACAAUAAAGAAGCCCCAAACUUGCAAAACCAAAGAUGCAACCUUCGAAGCACAUGGGAAGUCAUCAGUGAAUCUGAGGACUUUAAGAAAACCACUCCUAUGACAAGCCAGCCACCCACACCCACCUUCUCAUUGCUACAGAUUGGACAAAGAAUUGUGUGUUUAGUCCUUGAUAAGUCUGGAAGCAUGUCGAGUGAUAACCGCCUUAACCGAAUGAAUCAAGCCGGCAAGCUUUUCCUGCUGCAGACAGUGGAGGAAGGGUCCUGGGUUGGGAUGGUGAUGUUUGACAGCACUGCCUAUGUACGAAGUGAACUCAUACAGAUAAACAGUGGAGCCGACAGGGAUGCACUCACCAAAAGCUUACCCACCGUUUCCACAGGAGGGACAUCCAUCUGCUCUGGGCUUCGAUCGGCAUUUACUGUGAUUAAGAAGAAAUACACAACAGAUGGGUCUGAAAUUGUGCUGCUGACAGAUGGGGAGGACAACACUAUAAGUGGGUGCACUAACGAGGUGAAGCAGAGCGGAGCCAUCAUCCACACAGUUGCCCUGGGGCCCUCUGCAGCUAAAGAAUUAGAAGAGCUGUCCAAAAUGACUGGAGGUUUACAGAUGUACGCUUCAGAUGAGGCUCAGAACAAUGGCCUUAUUGAUGCUUUUGCGGCCCUUUCAUCAGGAAACGGAGCUGUAUCUCAGCGGUCCAUCCAGCUGGAGAGUAAGGGAGCAACCCUAAAGAACAGUCAGUGGAUGAAUGGCACAGUGAUUGUGGACAGCACCGUGGGAAAGGAAACCUUAUUUCUUGUCACCUGGACAACACAGCCUCCCCAAAUCCUUCUUUGGGAUCCCAGUGGGAAGAAACAAGAUGGCUUUGUAGUGGACACAAACACCAAAAUGGCCUACCUUCAAAUCCCAGGCAUUGCUACAGUUGGCCUUUGGAAAUACAGUCUGCAAGCAAGCUCACAAACCCUGACUCUAACUGUCACCUCCCGUGCAUCCAGUGCUAAUCUGGCUCCAAUCACAGUGACCUCCAGGAUGAACAAGGACACAGGCAAAUACCCCAGCCCUAUGAUAAUUUAUGCAAAUAUUCGUCAAGGAGUCUUUCCAAUUCUCAGGGCCACUGUCACAGCCUUGAUUGAAUCAGUGAACGGAAAAACAGUUACCUUGGAAUUACUGGACAAUGGAGCAGGUGCUGAUGCUACCAAGAAUGAUGGUGUCUAUUCAAGAUAUUUUACAGCUUACGAUACAAAUGGUAGAUACAGUGUAAAAAUAUGGGCUCUGGGAGGAGCUCAUUCAGACACACAGAGAGCAAUACCACAGCAAAAUGGAGCCAUGUAUAUGCCUGGCUGGAUUGAGAAUGGUGAAAUCAAAUGGAAUCCACCACGCUCUGAAAUUAAUAAUACUCUUCAACACAAGCAAGUGUGUUUCAGCAGAACAUCUUCGGGAGGUUCGUUUGUGGCCUCCAAUGUCCCAAACACUCCCAUCCUUGACCUCUUUCCACCUUGUCAAAUCACUGACCUGAAGGCAAGAAUCCAAGGGGACAAUCUCAUUAAUCUGACUUGGACAGCUCCUGGGGACGAUUAUGAUCAAGGGCAAGCUUACAAGUAUAUCAUUCGAAUAAGUACACGCAUUCUUGAUCUCAGAGACAAGUUCAAUGAAUCAGUUCAAGUGAAUACUACUGAUCUCAUCCCGAAGGAGGCCAACUCUGAGGAAGUCUUUGUGUUUAAACCAGAAGGCAUUAUUUUUGAAAAUGGGACGGAUCUCUUCAUUGCUAUUCAGGCUGUUGAUAAGACCAAUCUGGAAUCAGAAAUAUCCAACAUUGCACAAGUAUCUCUGUUUAUUCCUCCUCCAGAGACACCUAGUUCUACUAGCACUCCGCCACUUUGCCCUGAUGUUUAUAUCAACAGCACCAUUCCUGGCAUUCAAGUUUUGAAAAUUGUGUGGAAGUGGAUAGGGGAAAUGCAAGUGUCACUAGGCUUGCAUUGA
Castor canadensis (American beaver) is the source of this 2739-nucleotide messenger RNA. RefSeq names its product chloride channel accessory 1 (gene Clca1). Gene Ontology annotation, cellular component: plasma membrane. Gene Ontology annotation, biological process: chloride transport. Gene Ontology annotation, molecular function: intracellularly calcium-gated chloride channel activity. The record is from RefSeq and is a predicted model, not a curated record. Lineage: Eukaryota; Metazoa; Chordata; Mammalia; Rodentia; Castoridae.